This is a messenger RNA of Myripristis murdjan (pinecone soldierfish), 3371 nucleotides long. Its product is annotated as AF4/FMR2 family member 2-like. The transcript is spliced from 23 exons. The coding region runs from base 45 to 3344 and encodes 1099 amino acids. NCBI's taxonomy places the organism in Eukaryota, Metazoa, Chordata, Actinopteri, Holocentriformes, Holocentridae. Gene Ontology annotation, biological process: regulation of RNA splicing. Gene Ontology annotation, cellular component: nuclear speck; nucleus. Gene Ontology annotation, molecular function: G-quadruplex RNA binding. The record is from RefSeq and is a predicted model, not a curated record.
GCCUACCAAAUGACUCCAGCUGUGUGGAAGAGAUUUUGCGGGAGAUGACCCAUUCCUGGCCUCCACCCCUCACUGCCAUACACACUCCUGGCAAGGCUGAGCAGACCAAGUUCCCCAUCCCAAACAAGGAGUCGCAGCAUGUGACCUCAGGCUACAGCACCCAGAAGCGAUGCACUAUAUCAGCUAACAAGCCUGCCGCUAAACCACCAACUGCACCACAGAAGUCGAUGCUGGAGGAUGACCUCAAGAUCAGCAGUGAUGAGGAAGAAGCUGAGCAACAGGUGUCUGACAAGCCCAAAGCCAGAGGCACAGCCCUAAGUGGAGCGUCCGGGAGCAGCAGCGAAUCAGAGAGCAGCUCAGAGUCGGACACAGACGAAUCAGAGAGCAGCUCUAGUGACAGCGAGUAUAACCCGGCCUCCCGCACCAACACUCCAGAGCCGGAGCCUCCCUCCACCAACAAGUGGCAGCUGGACAGCUGGUUGAACAAAGUCCAGGCUCAGACCAAACCCCUGGUGCCCCCACAGCAAGAGCAUCAUGACACAGGCUCUGUCACCCAGGGUCCGGAGACUUUCUCCCCAGGCAGCGAGGCGCCAGGAGUGGGUGUGGCUGCCAAGACCAAGCCCUGCGGAGCCACCAGCACCCCCAUAACACCUGCACAGCCCGCCGAGCACAAGGACACCAGGGGAGCCUUCUGUCCCGGCAGAGAGAAGGCCAAGGCCAAGCUGAGCCAGAAGGCCUCAGCGGAGGGACAGAGGUCAAAGAUGAGGCUGUCGCCAGGGUUGUUGUCAGGGUCAGAGGUCACGACCCUGAGGAGGAAUACAACAGGGAAGAAGCAGCCCAGACGGACAGACAGGUCAAACAGUCUGGAGGAUAAUCCGAACCAGACAUGGAACAAAGCAAACCAGCACAGCCCUGCAGCUCGGGACAAGGACCUGUUGCCUCCCCCCUCCCUGGAGCAUCCGAACCCCCCCAGGCAACGCACCAAACCCCCCAGCGGGAAAACAGCCCCCAGGAAAGAGCCUCGUGGUGCUGCCAACGCUAACAACACAGUCACUAACCCUUCAUCGAUACAACAAACCCCUAUGACAAUCCCUGCUGUGAGUGUAAACCAGGAUAAAAGGAAGCACCGCGGCCCGAGCAGCAGAAUCACACCCAAGUCCCGAGAAUUCAUCGAAACGGAUUCCUCCUCUUCCUCGUCGGAAUGCCAGUCGGAUUCAGAGGAAGCCAUCAAAAUUCCAGUUCUGCCACCUCAGACGACACGCGCCGCCAUGAACACGCAAACCCUGUCCAACACACACAUACACACACCCCUUCUCCCGUGCCUUGGCUCCACUAGCAGUAUGGGGAGUCUCGGGACAUUUGGAGGCAAGGGCCUUCGAGUCAAAGACAGUAGCAGUGUGAACACGAACGGUAGCAGCAACAGUAGCAUCAGCAGUGGAAGUAACGGCAGCAGUGGUAGCUGUACCUCCCUAAGCAUCCCCAAUCUAAGCGGCUCGUUUGGUACUUCGGUUCCUGACCCUGGAGGGUUAGCGGGACAGUGUAAGGACUUGGAAUCCCUGUCCCCACCUUCCAACCUGGGACACGAGCUGCCUCUCUCACCCCUAAGGGAAUACCAAGAGAUCCAGAGCUUAUGGGUCAAAAUUGAGCUGAGUUUGCUCAGCAGGGUGCCUGGGCAGGGCCUGGGGGAAAGAUCCAAAGGAGAGAUCGGGGAAAGGGACGGGGGUGAAGGGCUGGGGGAGAGGGACAGAGAGAGACAGGGCGAGAGAGAGAGAAUCGGGACGGCGGAGAGGGAAAGGCCAAGGAGGCAAGGCGACCGGGACAGGUUAACGGAAAGAGAGAGGCAGACGGACAGAGAUGACAGAGAAAGAUUCGGACUCGGGGAGAGGGACAGGACGAUGGUGAGGGACAGGGAGAAGGCAAGCCAAGGUCUCGGGACCUCGGACCACCCGGCCAUGCAAGAGCAGAGUAAUCCAAGGCUGGCCGGCAGGACGGAGAGAGGCGAGAAUGGAGGCAAACACAGGAGGCAGACAGCAGGGAACAUGGCGGUCCCGGCCGAAAAACACACCAGCAAGAACAAAAGGAAACACAAGCCGGACCACAGUGAAUCGUCCGUCAACAGCAAUAAGAAGUUGCGAUUGGACAAAGACUGUCAGCUCCUCCCGCCCUGCAUCUCUCCAAUACACACCCACAAGAACAGCUCCACAGACUCCCUGAACAGGAAGCAGUCUCGACGGCGCGACGAGAAGCUUCUUCCUCCCCUCCUGUCCCCCCUCUCUGAUGAUCCGCCCCGCAAACGGACCUGCGAUGGUGGCUCCUCGCUCGGCCAGGAGGGCGGCGCCACUGGGAUGCUAACCUGCUCCUCCUCCACCUCCUCCUCCUCCUCGUCCUCCCACAGACACAGGAGAGGAGAGGGCAAGACAUCAUCGCAUGUGAAGAACAGCAGUGAAAUAGAUGCCCAUGGUGACAAGCCCUGUGGAGACGGUUACCAUGCCAACGGGCAAUCAGACUCAGAGGUGUGGUCCGAACCACUAAUGGAGCCCACAGAACCUCGCAGACCCAGACUGUCAUUCAGCGACACGGUCCACAGUGCAGACUACUACAUGCAGGAGGCCAAGAGACUGAAGCACAAGGCUGACGCUCUGAUGGAUAAAUUUGGUAAAGCGGUGAACUACGCAGACGGCGCCCUCUCCUUCAUAGAGUGUGGAAACGCCAUGGAGCGAGACCCGCUGGAGGCCAAAUCACCUUAUACCAUGUACUCUGAAACUGUGGAGCUAAUCAGGUACGCCAUGAGGCUGAAGAACUUUACCAGUCACUCAGCCACCGUGGCCGAGAAGAAACUAGCUGUGCUCUGUAACCGCUGUCUGUCUCUGCUGUAUCUGAGGAUGUUUCAUCUGAAGAAAGACCACGCUGUCAAGUACUCACGGUCGCUCAUGGAGUACUUCAAGAACUCAGCAAAGAGCUCCCACCAAGCACCAUCACCCUGGAGGACCAAUGGGAAGGUUAAUGGCACUCCGUCUCCUCUCUCCCUCAGCCCCUCCCCGGCCAGCAGUGGAGGUGGAGGAGGGGGAGGAGGGUCUGGAAGUGCCCCAGCAUCGUCUGGCAGCGUGGCGAUUCCCCAGCGAAUUCACCACAUGGCUGCCAGUCACGUUAACAUCACCAACAACAUCCUGAGGAGCUAUGAACACUGGGAGACGGCAGACAGACUGGCCACCGACAGUCAAGAGUUCUUCCAGGAGUUGGACUCGGUGAUGGAGCCGUUGAGUCAGCAGAGCAGCAUGACCGAGCUGGUCCGAUACAUCCGGCAGGGACUGCACUGGCUGCGCAUAGAGGCUCACCUGCUGUAGAGACUGGAGCCGAGCCGAGCUGAGGAA